Triticum aestivum (bread wheat) is the source of this 3555-nucleotide messenger RNA. RefSeq names its product protein NETWORKED 2A. Gene Ontology annotation, molecular function: actin binding. Bases 167 to 3271 code for a protein of 1034 amino acids. The transcript is spliced from 2 exons. The record is from RefSeq and is a predicted model, not a curated record. Lineage: Eukaryota; Viridiplantae; Streptophyta; Magnoliopsida; Poales; Poaceae.
GGACUUGGCUAUCAGCCUCUCAAUGGCAUCUCCUCCCUCCCCCUUUCUUGUCUUUUCACCUCCCACUUGUCUCUUUUCUCGUGGUAUGGUCGUCAUGUAUAGUGGAAAAGAUUAAUGCCAAGAGAUUGGGUUGGAUUCUGGAGGAGGAAGAGGCAGAGAAGGCAGGAUGCUGCAGCGGGCGGCGAGCAAUGCGUACUCAUGGUGGUGGGCGAGCCACAUCCGCACCAAGCAGUCCAAAUGGCUCGACAAUCACCUCCAAGAUAUGGAGCACCUGGUCAAGUGCAUGCUCUUACUCCUUGGAGAGGAAGCCGAUUCCUUUUCAAAGCGAGCAGAGAUGUACUACAAGAGGCGGCCUGAGGUGAUCACUCAGGUGGAAGAAGUGUACCGGAUGUACAGGGGUCUCGCCGAUCGGUAUGACAUCAUGUCAGGGGAGCUGCACAAGGCAAACCACACCAUCGCUACCGCCUUCCCUGACCAGGUUCAGUAUGCGAUGCUAGAAGAGGAGGAUGACAACGUCCCAAAGGCGUUCACCCCGGUCGAUCCGCGCAAGAUCCACAAGUCGACCGUCGAUGGGCUGCUGAAGAAGAAGAAAGGAGAUGUGCCAGGAGCCGGCGGAGACAAGAAGGAACAAGCUCCGAUGAGCAAGGAGAAUGCACGAGAAGAGAUUAGCAGGCUACAGAAAGCUAUACUUGUGAUGCAGACCGAGAAAGAGUUCAUCAAGAACUCGUACGAGAGUGGCAUUGCCAAGUACUGGGAUCUUGAGAAGGAAAUCAAUGAGAUGCAGGCAAAAGCUUGCCACUUCCAAGACAAGUUCGACGUAAGCGCAGUGAUCGAGGACGAUGAAGCCAGAGCCUUGAUGACAGCGACGGCCCUCAAAUCCUGUGAAGACACCAUUGUCAGAUUGCAAGAACAGCGGAAGACGGCUGCUAAGCAGGCAUUGGACGAAUCUGAACGGGUCAAGGUGUUGAGAGAGAAGCUCAAGCCUAUAAUGGACGAACAUGGCAAGUCUCUACCGGACCUGGUGGAGAAAAACAUACGGAAGAAUCAUGUCACGGAGAUGGGAGACGUGUACCAUGUGAAGCUGGGUGAGCUGCAGAUGCAAACGUUAGUCGACAAGAUCAAGGAAAACUUCACGAGCGACUGCAACAUCACCAUGGACGAGAUCACAGAGCAGAUCGACGAGCUUGUCAACAAAGUUGUCGAUUUGGAGCUUAUGGUUUCGUCGCAGACCUCGCAGAUCGACAGAAUGCACCGCGAAAAUGAGGAGCUGGAGAAUUCCGUCAAGAGCCUGGAGGAAGAGAAAGGCUCGAGCGAACUGGACGAGAAGCUGAAGCAGGUGGAAGAAGAGCUGGUCAGAGUGCAGGCUCUCGAAAGCUCCUUCCAUAAAGACGAGAGCACGAUACGUUCAAACUUCACCGAAACGAUAAGCAGAUUCAGUAAUUUCGCCGACAUGUUGCAGUCGCCAGUUUGCGACUACCAGGCUCCUGGUUCUACUGCUCACACGUCGGCGCCAACCGGUGAGGAAGCACCGCCUCCUACCGAGCCAUCCAGCAAGAGCCAUCCACCUCCACCUGAGGAAGAAGAAGACAAACAACAGGUAGAAGAAGAGAAGGCCGCCGUCGUGCAGACUCCUCAACCCCAACAAGCCAGCACUGAAGAUGCUGCUGCUGCUGCUCCUCAACCCCAACAAGCCAGCACUGGAGAUGCUGCUGCUGCUGCUGUUCCUCAACCCCAACAAGGCAGCACUGGAGAUGCUGUUGCUGUUCCUCAAUCCCAACAAGCCAGCACUGGAGAUGCUGCUGCUGCUGCUCCUCAACCCCAACAAGCCAGCACUGGAGAUGCUGCUGCUGUUCCUCAAUCCCAACAAGCCAGCACUGGAGAUGCUGCUGCUGCUGCUCCUCAACCCCAACAAGCCAGCACUGGAGAUGCUGCUGCUGCUGCUGCUGCUGCUCCUCAACCUCAACAACCCAGCACUGGAGAUGCUGCUGCUGCUGCACCCGUUGAUGUGGUGAAAACAGGGGCGGCAGCGAGCGCUACUGGUGCGUCUGUCGUAGAUGGCACUAAAAAUUCAGAUCAUGGGCAUGAGAAGAUUUCGCGGCCGGGUUCGCUGGCACGGCUUCGCCACAUCUCUUCUGACGCUGAAGAAUCUGAGGAGCAAAAGGAGAAGGGCUGUGUUGACGGUGACAUGAAGAAACUGCAAGAGCGGCUCAUGGAUGGCCUGGAAGAUAAGGAGAAGGUCCUGCUAUCCGAGUACACCUCGCUCCUGGAGGACUACAAGGACACCAAAAGGAAGCUGCUGGAUGUGGAGAAGAAGAACCAGGAGUGCCUCAAUGAGAUCAGGUCGCUGCGCAAUCUUAUCGGAGAGAAGGAGAAGGAGAAGGAGAGGGAGAGGGGCAGCAUCAGAGGAGGACACAGGAGGACACCCAGCCUUAGCCAUCAGAGGAAGCAGAGCCUUUCUUCCAUCUCUAAGCUCAUCAGGAUGGGCUCAAACAUGCAAGACGACCCUCCUGCUGCUGACCUUGACGACAUGAGGCUGCCGUCCAUCGCCGAGGUUGAGAACCCGUCGCCGCUGGAGGAGAAGUUCAGGCGCGACAUCGACACGCUGCUGGAGGAGAACCUCGAGUUCUGGAUGAAGUUCAGCUCCUCCAUGGGCCGGGUGCAGGAGUUCCAGAACAAGUACGACGACCUCAGGAGGGUCACGGCGGACGGCGCCGACGGCGAGAAGAAGCUCCGGGCGCUCAAGACGGAGCUGCAGGUGUGGUCGGAGCAGAACGCGAUGCUGCGGGGCGAGCUGCAGUGCAGGUUCGCGUCGCUCUGCGACAUCCAGGAGGAGAUCUCGACAGCCCUGGAGAUGGACACGGAGCAGGCGGAGGAGGCCGAGGAGGGGGCGCCGCGCUUCACCUCCUACAGCGCCGGCAAGUUCCAGGGGGAGGUGCUCAACAUGCAGCAGGAGAACAACCGGGUCUCCGACGAGCUGCAGAGCGGCCUCGACCACGUCAAGACGAUCCAGUUUGCCAUCGAGAAGAAGCUCAAUGAGGGCGUCAACCUCUCCUCCCCCGCACCGGCGGAGGAGGGGGAGGAGGAGGUGGUCGGGCCGGACGGGGUGCUGGCGCGGGUGCCGACCAAGGCCAAGGUGCCGCUGCAGAGCUUCCUGUUCCCGACCAAGCCCAAGAAGCCGUCGCUGUUCGCGCGCGUCACGCCGGCCGUGCUCCACAAGCAGCAGUUAGACAUGAAGUUAGACAUGAAGUUCCUCCCCAAGUUGCCAAGGUAGCCACCCACACAAGCAGCAGCAGCAGCAGGGAUAUGUCAUUUAGCUUAAAUUAACUAACUAGCAGAUGGGAUACCUUUUUUUUUUUUGAUGAAAUGCUCCAAGCUAUGUGUGAUUGAACCAAACUAUUCUUGUUUUGUUUUCUAGGGCAUUGUAAUUUGUUGUAACCUCUGAGAUCAAUGGAAGAAAGACAAAUCAUUUUCCCCUUUUCAUUUUCAUCUGUCAGGAAACAAACCUACUUGUUGUAAUUUGCUCCAGGAAAUUCAGUGCUGUGCUUAUCUAGCUUA